Messenger RNA from Nothobranchius furzeri (turquoise killifish), 1092 nucleotides. RefSeq names its product calpain, small subunit 1 b (gene capns1b). The record is from RefSeq and is a predicted model, not a curated record. Gene Ontology annotation, molecular function: calcium ion binding. Gene Ontology annotation, cellular component: calpain complex. Lineage: Eukaryota; Metazoa; Chordata; Actinopteri; Cyprinodontiformes; Nothobranchiidae.
CCCCCACCCCCGCGCGUGCGUGUGUGUCGUGGGCGGGGCUGGAGGUUUUAAACAGUGGAACUUUUCUCCGCUCCGGUCCGUCCGUCUGUCCCGCUCCGUCUCGUCUCAUCAGAAAACUCCUCUACUGUCGGUAAAAUGUUUCUCACUAAAGGUUUAAUCGGAGGCAUUUUGAACGUUGUGAGCAACUUCGACCCGUCUCAAUUCAAGCCUUCACCCCCGCCGCCUCCUCGCCCUCCCCUGCAGCGCGCCGAGGCGCAUGAAAGCGACGAGGAGAAACAGUUCCGCAGAGUUUUCCAACAGCUGGCUGGAGACGACUUGGAGGUGAGCCCCAAAGAGCUGAUGGACAUCUUGAACAAGGUCGUGUCCAAACACGGGAGCCUGAAGACUGACGGAUUCACCAUAGAGUCCUGCAAGAGCAUGGUUGCUGUCAUGGACAGCGACACCACAGGAAAACUGGGCUUCCAUGAGUUUAAAUACCUCUGGAACAACAUCAAGAGAUGGCAGGGAGUUUAUUUAAAGCACGAUAGCGACCAUUCAGGUACGAUCAGCUCCUCUGAGCUGCCAAGAGCCUUCAAGGAUGCAGGUUUCCCCGUCAACGACGAUCUCUACAAGCUGAUUAUCCGUCGCUACUGUGAUGAGAACGGCAGCCUGGACUUUGAUAAUUUCAUCGGCUGCCUGGUGCGACUAGACGCCAUGUGCAGAGCAUUUAAAACUCUGGAUAAGGAGAACAAGGGCACCAUCUCUCUGGACAUCAAGGAGUGGCUGGAGCUGACGAUGUAUUCAUGAGCCGAGGAAGAAGAGCGGUUUCUCGAACAUCUCACUUCUUCUCACAUCAUCUCUACUUGUUUCUGUAAACUCAGCAUAUUCUUGUGAAUGGGACCACACAAUUACGGCGCUACUUAGCAAAAAUGAGGUGAAACUGGGACCAGACUGGAGCUGAGGCACCGCUGGUAUCCUGCCUCCAGGUGGCGCUGCAGCCUUCCCCAUGCACAAAUAUCUACUUUUAAAGUAUUUUUGUUUUUCUCAUCAUUGAUAUCAGUUAAGAGACUCUUGUGUGUUCAAAAGAAUAAAGUGACAGAACUGAAAUAAAAA